This is a messenger RNA of Akanthomyces muscarius, 429 nucleotides long. RefSeq lists its product as uncharacterized. The transcript is spliced from 3 exons. The record is from RefSeq and is a predicted model, not a curated record. Bases 1 to 429 code for a protein of 142 amino acids. NCBI's taxonomy places the organism in Eukaryota, Fungi, Ascomycota, Sordariomycetes, Hypocreales, Cordycipitaceae.
AUGGUCGACGAAACGACCCCGAUCGAACAGGCGCCGGAUGCCGUCGCCCAGACUGUCGCUAACGGUGCGGACACAGCUGCUGACACGUCAAACCUCGACACACCGCACAGAGAUGUCGUUAUGACAGACGCAUCAGUCGAUCAAGCUUCUCCUGCUCCCGCAAAUGCUGCUGCGAGUCCAGCGCCGGCCAGAACAGGCACACCCGCCCAAGCAUCUCGUGCUCCAUCAGUACAUCCCGAUCCAGGAUUCGCUAUACCAUCAGAGGCCGCUCCCCAUGGCGAUUCCACGCGACGCUAUCUGAACACCAAGGUCACGGGGGCGCUUCUUGAAGGAAUGAAGAUGCUAGCCAAAGAACAGCCAGAGGAUCCGUUGCGAGUUCUUGGUGAAUAUUUGAUACAAAGGUCCAAGGAAAUCGAAGGUUCAAGUUAG